UUCACCGAAGAAGCGAACGACGCAUCGCAUGAAGCGAAGCUGUUUUUCAGGUGGUACGAUUACAUGUUGAAGUUAAACAAGUCGGCGUUACUCUGUGUUGUUUUCGCUUUCUUUACAUAACGGGAAAGGACGUGUAGUAGAUGUGGUGAGUGUAAAUUUAUCGCCCUGGUCGGCGCCGUGCGCGUGGUAAGUGUUUGGGGGGCUACACUGCAUGUUAGCCUAGCAUCUUUAUAGCCAGGCUAACACCUUCGCCAUAGCUUGGAAGUUAGCAUCAAAACAGCCGAUUUUAACCAUGAAUUUGGUCAGAAAUAAAACUUUGCACCCGAACAUGCGUGACGACGAGGUUCUCGUGGUGGAAAACGCCAUCCGGCUAGCGAUAGACUCGAUAAUAAACGUGCUGUACGGUGUCAACAGUGCCAGGACUCAUGAGUACCAGCGGAUGGUGGCCGACAGGGACAAAGAGAUCCAGAGGCUGGAGCGCAGGCUGGGGGAAGUAGAGCUCGAGCUGCAGGAGCUGCGUCAACAUGGGUGCACGAGCAGGCUCCUGGAGAAGGAGCAGAGCCUCGUUACGGAAUCACUGAGCUCCGGGGAGCCUCAGGAGGGAGGACUGAGCGUGUUUGAACAGCGCUGCAUGGACACGGAAAUGGCAACGGGGCAGCAGGAGUGUGAAAUGAGUUUAUCAUUGGGCCUUUUUGCUCGUCCCUCCUCUCAUGUCUCCUCUCAAAGCCAAGAAUCAGCUCUUCCAUCCUCCCCCAGCAGACACGGUCUGGACCAGACCUGCACCCCCCACUCAUCGAACUCCUCAGGUGUCUCAGAGGCAGCCAGGAAUCUGCCCACAUCUCCCAGCAGUGUUGUCGUCAAAGAAGAGCCUUGUGACAUGGACGCAGUUUUAAUCAAGUUGGAAAUGAGUGAGGAGAGAAUCACUGAGAUCCCAGAGAGCACAAGCAGUCUGUGUCAGGAACAAGAGAGCCCCAGUGUGACAAGGAAACUGGAGAGCAGAGAGCAGAAUAACUCAAAGGAGAAACCUCACGCAGACUUGGAUGGACACAAAGUCACUCAGGGAGGGCAGCUGAGGAACAAGAAGAGGAACGUGCCGAUGUCCGAGCUGCCAGAGGAGGUUCAGAAACUGAAGCGAGCGGCCUGGAGAGCAGCAUCCAGGCGGUACUAUGCCAGAAAAGUAGCCCGCCAACAAGCAAACCCUUUACACUCUGCCCCUUACCUCCAAAUGACAGACUCCCAUUUCACACAGCCCAUCUCUUUCGUGCAGAGGAGAAGGAAGGUGCUGACAUCAGAGUUACCCGCAGGGUCUCAGACGCAUCAGAGGGAGGCAUGGAGAGGUGUAUCCAAGAGGCACUAUUCUCGAAAAACAGCUCGCCAUCAGACUGAUCAGUCACAGUUCAUACUGUUGAACACCGAUCCAAGUGGAGAAACACAGGGACCAAACAGUGGAGGAAUCAUGUGUAGCUGAUAGACGGAAAUGCUGUAGACGAGGUUUUACUUUCUGCAAGGGUUGUUUUACUGUCUUUUGGUUAGGGAUGCACUGAUUCUGACACCGAGGCUUAGUACUAACACUCAGAAAACACUGGAGAUCAUCACUGUAUCAUUUUAAAGGCUAAGCUGGAGCCAUGUGGCCAGUUUGGUGAUAUUUGAACAUGAAUGAGGACAGCAAAUGUAGAGCAGACUGAAAAAUAUGCAUUUUUAAAUUUAAAGAGGAGCUACAUCUAAGCAAGACGACAAACCUGCUAAGAGCUGUAGUGAUUUUCAUUAGUAGGUGUGUGUUGGAAGAAACUAGCCCUGCUAGUUUUUUUCUCUGCGAUAUAUGUUGCAAAUUUAAAAAAAAAUAUAAAAUGAAAUUAACCGGAUAAAUGUAGUGCCUUUUUAUGUACACUAGAGUGUAAAUCAACUGUAUUUUUUGUUUUUCUUAUUUGGGCAUUAAAGUCAUUUUUCAGAUUUCAUGUCCUGCAGAAUUCCUGCAGAUCCUUGAAAAGUCUUCAAAAGUCUUAAAUCGGGCCUUUGAAAUGUAACCCUUAAAAGCCAGAUACUUCAAAUAAUAGCCAAAAAAAUGUCAUUUUCUGGAAUAGAGAUGUUUUUAACCUUCAAGUGAAAUCCAAAGAAAAAUUGUCAUAAAAAUUCAUGUUUUUGUUGCAUUUGCUGCAUUAUGUGUAUCUUUAAAGGGAUAAUCCCCUGGAGAGCAUUUCUAAUCAUUUAUCAGAUUGUAUAUAAAAUGUAUUUAUAGGCGUUUAUGGUUCCAAAACGUCUUUCCCCAGUAUCAUUUGACAUUUUCUAAACUGUGCAUUAAAUCAGAAAAUUCA
This is a messenger RNA of Cheilinus undulatus (humphead wrasse), 2312 nucleotides long. RefSeq lists its product as uncharacterized. The coding region runs from base 293 to 1468 and encodes 391 amino acids. The record is from RefSeq and is a predicted model, not a curated record. Lineage: Eukaryota; Metazoa; Chordata; Actinopteri; Labriformes; Labridae. The transcript has 4 exons.